Molecule: messenger RNA, 1350 nt
Organism: Purpureocillium takamizusanense
Lineage: Eukaryota; Fungi; Ascomycota; Sordariomycetes; Hypocreales; Ophiocordycipitaceae
Gene: DUS4
Product: tRNA-dihydrouridine(20a/20b) synthase (NAD(P)(+))
Exons: 5
Coding region: 109-1350 (413 amino acids)
Biological process (GO): tRNA processing
Molecular function (GO): flavin adenine dinucleotide binding; tRNA dihydrouridine synthase activity
Source: RefSeq, a predicted model, not a curated record
CUCGAUCAAAUUCAACCCAACCUUAGAGAACUACCGAAACAACGCCUUGCGACUCACAACACUUCAUUCCGCCUUGACCCAGGCAAGGUCUGAACCAGCGCAGCCGCCAUGGCGGCGCCCCCCGGGGAGGAUGAUGGCGAUGAGUCGCCGCCCGUCGAGCCCUCCCACCCCCUCAAGAUAUUCGACGCCGCCCGGAAACAGGACAGGUUCCUGUACGCCUGCGCCCCCAUGGUGCGGUACAGCAAGCUCGCCUUCCGCCAGACGGUCCACCAGUACGGCGUCGACCUGUGCUGGACACCCAUGAUCCUCGCCAAGGAGUUUAACCGCAGCGAGUUUGCGCGCGACAGCGACCUCACCAUAUCGACCCGCGGCGUCCAGCCGCCCACGGUGCUCCAGUUCGGCGCCAACAAGCCCCUCGAGCUCGCCCGCGCCUCCGCGCUGGCCGCGCCCUUUGUCGGCGGCGUCGACCUCAACUGCGGCUGCCCCCAGUCGUGGGCCUGCGCCGAGACGCUCGGCGCCGCGCUCAUGAACCGCCGCGAGCUGGUCCGCGACAUGGUCGUCGAGACGAGGGCCCGCCUGCGCGACGACGGCUGGGCCGUCGGCAGGGAGGCCGACGCCGACAGCCCCCGCGGCCGGAGCGUGAGCGUCAAGAUUCGCGUCCACGACGACCUGAGGAGGACCAUGGACUUUCUAGACACAGUCAUAGGGCAUCCCCAAAACCGGCUCGUCGACUGGGUCACCAUCCACCCGCGCACGCGCAGCACCCCCUCCACGACCCCCAUCCGCACCGAGGCCCUCGACAUCCUGACGGCCAAGUACGCCGGCACGCUGCCCAUCCUCCUCUCCGGCGACGUCUUUGACCUGUCCGCGCUGCCGUUCAAGCCGUCGUCAACCACGACGACGACGCCCUCGGACCUCCCCCUUGCCACCCUCACCAUCAAGGACGAUCACGAUCACGACCACGACGAGCAGCCCCGGCGGCAGCCAAACGGCACCCCGGCGGCAGCACCGCGCCCCAGCAACACCAACCUCGAGGGCUUCAUGUCCGCGCGCGGCCUCCUCGCCAACCCGGCCCUCUUCGCCGGCCACCCCACCUGCCCCUGGGAGGCCGUCGAGACCUUCAUGUCCAACGUCGCCCGCUGCCCGCUGCCCUUUAAGCUCGUCGUCCACCACGUCUCCGAGAUGUGCGGCCCGGGCUUCGCCGCCGCCGCCGACAGGAACCCGCUGCUGGGCCGCAGGGACCGCGCCCGCCUCUCCGGCCUGGCCGACAUGUGCGAACUCAUCGACUACCUCGACGAGAAGCUGGAGGAGCGCACGGGGCGCAAGGGCGGCCUGCGUAGGGACCUGUGA